Messenger RNA from Lates calcarifer (barramundi perch), 2710 nucleotides. It is a transcript of the gene auh, whose product is annotated as AU RNA binding protein/enoyl-CoA hydratase. The transcript has 10 exons. Gene Ontology annotation, biological process: fatty acid beta-oxidation. Gene Ontology annotation, molecular function: enoyl-CoA hydratase activity. The coding region runs from base 56 to 1042 and encodes 328 amino acids. The record is from RefSeq and is a predicted model, not a curated record. Gene Ontology annotation, cellular component: mitochondrion. NCBI's taxonomy places the organism in Eukaryota, Metazoa, Chordata, Actinopteri, Centropomidae.
ACAGCACGUGAUCAGGUUCAAAGUUGAAAGUCAAAUAGCACUGCAGCUCGUCAGCAUGGCGGUCCGGGUGGGAUGCAGACACCUAUUGCAAGCCUUCCGCGUGCAGGCAGCUGAUCGGGACAGCGCGUGCAGACUGGCAGCGUCGCUCGCCUGCUCUAGGCAGUAUAUUCUUUCCAGAAAAGUGUCGCCCUCUCGUCUGAACGGUCCGGGAACAGUGACACGACACUACAGCUCUGACUCGAAGGACGACCUGCGCGUCAGAUACCUGGACGGAGAAGACGACGGUAUUGUUGUCGUUGGGAUAAAUCGACCAAAAGCCAAAAAUGCUAUAAGCAAAAAUCUGGUCAAAAUGAUGUUUGAGACUGUGGAGGAUAUCAAGAAGAAUAAUAAAGUGCGCAGCGUCAUUUUAUGCAGUUUGGUUCCUGGUAUCUUCUGUGCAGGUGCAGACCUGAAGGAGAGGGCCAAGAUGCACCAGAGUGAAGUGGGACCAUUUGUGUCCAGAGCAAGAGCGCUCAUCACAGAGCUGGGUAAUUUGCCGAUACCAACAAUUGCUGCAAUUGAUGGAGCUGCCUUAGGAGGAGGCUUGGAAAUGGCUCUAGCUUGCGACAUCAGAAUUGCCUCCAAUACUGCUAAAAUGGGACUAGUUGAAACUAAACUUGCCAUUAUCCCUGGAGCAGGUGGUACACAGCGUCUCCCCAGGGUGAUUGGUGUCUCUCUUGCUAAGGAGCUUAUCUUUGCAGCUCGGGUGGUGGAUGGAACAGAGGCAUGUCGUCUGGGUCUUGUCAGUUGUUCUGUGGAGCAGAAUAAGAGUGGAGAUGCUGCCUACCUGCAGGCUCUGGAGCUCGCCCGGGAGAUCAACCCUCAGGGCCCCAUUGCAAUAAGGAUGGCAAAACUAGCAAUCAACCAGGGGAUAGAGGUGGACUUAUCUACAGGUCUGGCCAUUGAAGAAGCAUGCUAUGCCCAGGUGAUACCAACUAAAGAUCGAUUGGAGGGUUUGGCUGCAUUCAAGGAGAAGAGGCGUCCUCACUACAAGGGGGAGUGAGACAAAACUACUUACAGAAGCAAUUACAUGCCUUCAGUUCUCCUAAUGUUCCACUGCUUCCAACAUAUUAAUGGGUGAAACUGUACACGUUGACACAUUAACCUGUACAGUAUCCAGGGGACGUCUGCUUGACCACAGGACAUUAGGGUUGAUCCUGGCUGGUGUUUUUUGAGAGUGACUUGAACAUUCAAGUGUAAAGCCCUUGCUGGGCAUGUCAACUAUCACUUAAGCAUUCGGAGAACCAAGUGAAUUAACCAAGCAUUGGCCUCUGCUUACAAUAUGUGAACUUAAAAUGGGUAUGACAGUCUGUAACAGUAGCCUCCUUGACUAGUGAACCAAUCCAAGAACUACUGACAUUGUCCUAAAUUUCUGUGAAUGCUGCACAGGAAUGAUGCAUCAGAAGUUUGCUUGCUUUCUUACCUUGGUAGAAGUGUACUGUUGUGUUCAUAGCACUGAAUAACAGCAGAGGUGUUUGCAUGAAAACCUUGAACAGACUGGUUUUUCCCUCUUUGAACAAUGUCCAGAGGGUGGUGUUUUGGAAUUGACACUUAUUUGUCAAUUGUGUCAGAUUUGACAAUUUCUGACUUUGGCACCAACCUGUGGCAGUAACAAAAAAGACACUGUGACUCAGUAAACUGGCUAAUAAACAACACAUAAAUCUAAAUCAAGUAUCAGCAGAUUUUUUUUAGUGUUUCUUCAAAUUAGAACUUAUUCUAUUAACAUGCUAUAGAUGACACCAAAACUUUCUAUACAUACUGGCUUUUAGCACCACUAAGCACUCAAACAUUUUUGGGAGAAUUCUUGUGUGAAUAUUCUGGUAACUUAAGCCUAUAUAACUAGCCUAUAUAAGAAUCUCCCUUAAAAGAACACUAUUUACAUUAUGUUGACAUAUCACAAAAACAUCGUUGUGAGCCUGAAAGUUCAUUCUCAACAUGGAAAUUUAGUCCCACACACAAAGAUAAAGGUCCACUUAUAUAGUCCAUGAAAUUUUGGUGAAAGCCCUGGACAAGUAAUAAGUUUACUUUAAGUUGGUCAUUUUUUUGCUUUUUUAAAGCCAUAUUUUCUUCAGGGCCACCAACAAAAUUUUUAAAUUAUGUGCACAAGAUAAGGAGUAUAUUACCUUCCAGGACUUCAGAGACUGUCUUUUUCAAUAGAUGGCCCUACAAAUUGCUUAGUGGUCCUUUAACUGAUGCCUUGUGUAUAAAAAUGUGUUUUGUGACCCUGGUCAGAUUUCAGCAGGUGACCCUCAGACAGCGUGGAGAGCAGUCAUUGCUGUAUCCACACAGAUGGAAAUACACUGUUCAGUCAUGAAACACUUGAAUUCAUGUCCUCUGAGUUGCCUUUUCUUCUGUAUUACAUGUGUUUUAAUCUUCACUGAGCAUCAAAAGGCUUUUGCAAACCACUAUCACGCCUCAAACUGCUUUUAUGAAACUGCUGAUGAAUGAAUUGGCCCCAGUGGGGAUUUUUUUCCUUUUGUCAGGGUGUCAGUAACCCAGUACUUUAAAUAUACUCGGUCAGGCAGACAAUAUAUUAUUUUAUUGGAUUUGGUUUUAUUUUGUUUAGUUUAGAGUUUGCAGUUCAUGAAAUAUGUAAACAUAGAUACAUCUUUGCACUGAGGCAUCUACAGUAGCUAAGUACAAUAAACUGUUUUCCUUAUUAGGUCUAUGA